AUGCUGCAAAUGUGGACGGCAUUGACGACCAUGCUGCUGCUCCUUGCAGCAGCGGUUGCGGCAGCUAGCGGCGCGACGACUCAUGGUGGGUGUCUGCCGAGCUGCGGCGGCGUGGACAUCCCCUACCCCUUUGGCAUCGGCCCUGGCUGCUUCCGCGAAGGCUUCGAGGUCGAGUGCAUCAACAGUGGCCCUGUGCUUGCCGGUACGCCCCUUCGGGUGGUGCAGCUGACAUUGGAUCCAGACGAGUCGCAGGUGAUGCUCCCCAUCGGGUGGCAAUGCUACAACGUCUCCGACCCAGACGACACCUACAACAACUGGGACUAUGGAAAUACGACGAUGAACAAGGAUGGCGUGUACCGCAUCUCCAACACGCACAACAUGCUCGUUGUCGUCGGCUGCAACACUGUCGGCUUCGUGGCCAGCAAGAGGACCGAGGGUGGCGCAGACGCCAGCGCCUUCAACACCGGGUGCAUGUCCUACUGCAACAACUCGGCGAGCGCGCAGGACGGCCUCUGCGACGGCGUCGGAUGCUGCCACGUCAGCAUCCCGCCGGGACUCACCGACAACUACUUCAACUUCCGGGAGUAUGACCACUCCACCAUGAUGGAGUACAGCCCGUGUGACUACGCCUUCCUCGUCGACAGGAACAACUACACCUUCCGCCGGUCCGACCUCAAGAUGAACACGAAACGGACCUCGCCGGUGUGGCUGGACUGGGCCAUUCGCGGUAACAGCUCCAUCUCCGGUGACAUACCUUCGUGCAAACAAGCGUCCAAGACGGACCAGUACGCCUGUGUCAGCACUCACAGCGACUGCGUCGACUCCACCAAUGGGCCUGGCUACAACUGCAAGUGCUCCAGUGGCUACCAGGGCGACGCCUACUUGCCCAACGGAUGCACAAGUGCAAUAGGUGGCAUUCUUGUCUUGGCAUUUCUGGCAUUCUUUUUUGUUCUUCGCAAAGAGAAGCAGAGGGCCAGAGACUUUUACCGAAAGAAUGGUGGUCUUACAUUAGAGAAGGCUAGAACUAUUAAGAUUUACACAAGGGGGAAUCUCAAACCAGUUUUAAAGAGUACCAAUGUAAUUGGUAAAGGUGGCUUCGGUGAAGUUUACAAGGGUGUUGUUGAUGGAGUUAUCGUCGCAGUAAAGAAACCAAAUGGUCGUAGUGUGCUAGAGAAGGAGCAGUUUCCAAAUGAAGUCACCAUCCUGUCUCAAGUCAGCCACAAGAACAUCGUAAGGCUUCUAGGUUGUUGCCUCGAAGUGGAUAACCCCAUGCUAGUCUAUGAAUUCAUCUCCAAAGGAAGCUUGGAGGACAAUCUUCAUAGAGCUGACAACAAGGAGCUUCUUGACUUGGAUGUACGUCUAAGUAUUCUUGAAGACUCAGCACAUGGUCUAGCUUAUAUGCACUCACAAACCCAUAACACAAUACUGCAUGGUGAUGUUAAACCAGCAAACAUACUCUUGGAUGAGAACUUCUCCCCGAAGAUCGCGGAUUUUGGCAUAUCGAGGUUGAUUGCACAAGGCAAGGACCAUACUAGAAACAUCAUAGGCGACAUGUCUUACAUGGACCCCGUGUACCUACAAACAGGUCGAUUGACCGACAAAAGUGAUGUCUACAGCUUUGGGGUUGUCAUCUUAGAGCUCAUUAGCAGGAAGAGGGCUACUCAUUCUGAUAAUAAUAGCCUAGUGAGGAGCUUCCUAGAGUGUCACCAAACUGGGGAGAGCAUGACUGAGCUCUUCGAUAAGGAAAUUGCAACAACAGGAGAUUUGGAACUUCUUAACAAGUUGGUACAGAUUGCUGUUGAGUGUCUUAACCUUGAAGCAGAUCAAAGACCAUCAAUGACAGAUGUUGCAGGGCGCCUUGUCAUGCUGCAUAGGUCCCGUAAUCCUUAGGUUCAUUCCGGAUCGGAGUUUCAACUUUCAACAUGUAUGAUAUGUCAAAUAAGAUAGGUAACUAUCAGUGUCAACCUGUGUUGUAUUUGCUGUUCCAAGAAAUUUGUACUACUGUAGUGAGUAACUUUAUGCUUCGUAUGACCAAAUGUGUGGAUUGAUUUCCCGAUUAAACUAUAUUGUAAUAGGGUAGCGAUUUAAUCUUGCUCCUACAGAGCUCAGUGAGAUCAUUAAAAAACA
Messenger RNA from Aegilops tauschii subsp. strangulata, 2127 nucleotides. The record is from RefSeq and is a predicted model, not a curated record. Lineage: Eukaryota; Viridiplantae; Streptophyta; Magnoliopsida; Poales; Poaceae.